Molecule: messenger RNA, 315 nt
Organism: Gongylonema pulchrum
Lineage: Eukaryota; Metazoa; Nematoda; Chromadorea; Rhabditida; Gongylonematidae
Source: the annotation of a GenBank genome assembly
AUGGGGAGGCGAGACGCUUGCAGCGUUGGACGUGCUAGUAUCAUUUCGGUGUCGCCGAGCCGCACGCGCCAGCUUGAGAAGGGCACGCUGUCCAAUCUGAACGAUCGUCUCGCUGUCUAUAUUGACCGAGUUCGACAGCUGGAAAUGGAAAAUGAGCGCCUGAAUGUGCGCAUCAACGAGAGCGAAGUGGUGGAAAAGAAGAAGCGCAACGAUCUGAUGGCGCAUUAUAAGUCGGAAAUGAAGGAGCUGCGUGACAUGAUCGAUGAUGCGCUGAAGGAGAAAACUCGAGCUAGCAUGGAUGCUAAGAUAAUGCUU